CACUGCAAGUCACCAGUGUGCGACUGGCAUUUUUUGUUUCCGGCCCAUGGGGCCAGAGUGGGCUGGGCUGCUGUCCGAAGCGGGUGCCGGCAGCCCUUCCGCCGUCAUGUCAGACACGGACAGCGAUGAAGAUUCUGGUGAAGGCCCAUUUUCUUUAACUGGGUUCCUGUUCGGCAACAUCAAUGGAGCAGGGCAGCUGGAAGGCGAAAGCGUCUUGGACGAUGAGUGCAAGAAGCAUCUUGCAGGCUUGGGAGCUUUGGGUCUUGGCAGCCUGAUCACUGAACUCACAGCAAAUGAAGAAUUGUCUGGGACUGAUGGUAACCUGAUAAAUGAUGAAGGAUGGGUUACGAGUAGAGAAGAUGCUGUAGACUAUUCAGACAUCAACGAGGUGGCAGAAGAUGAAAGUAGAAGAUAUCAGCAGACAAUGGGGAGCUUGCAACCCCUUUGCCACACAGAUUAUGAUGAAGAUGACUAUGAUGCUGAUUGUGAAGAUAUUGAUUGCAAAUUGAUGCCUCCUCCACCUCCACCUCCAGGACCAGUGAAGAAAGAGAAGGACCAAGAUGGUAUUACCACCGGGUACCAGGUCCAAGUGUCUGAAGAUGGAGAAGGCAUCAUCUUGCCCUCCAUCAUUGCCCCUUCCUCUUUGGCCUCAGAGAAAGUGGACUUCAGUAGUUCCUCUGACUCAGAAUCUGAGAUGGGACCUCAGGAAGCAACACAGUCAGAAUCUAAGGAUGGAAAGCUGACUCUACCAUUGGCUGGGAUUAUGCAGCAUGAUGCCACCAAGCUGUUGCCAAGUGUCACAGAACUUUUUCCAGAAUUUAGGCCUGGAAAGGUGUUACGCUUUUUACGGCUUUUUGGACCAGGGAAGAAUGUCCCAUCUGUUUGGAGGAGUGCUCGGAGAAAGAGGAAAAAGAAGCACCGUGAACUUAUACAGGAAGAGCAGGUCCAGGAAGAGGAGUGCUCAGUAGAAUUAGAAGUCAACCAGAAAUCUCUGUGGAACUAUGACUAUGCUCCACCACCACUUCCAGAGCAGUGUCUUUCUGAUGAUGAAAUCACAAUGAUGGCUCCUGUGGAGUCUAAGUUUUCCCAGUCAACUGGAGACACAGACAAAGUAAUGGAUACCAAACCAAGAGUGGCCGAAUGGCGUUAUGGACCUGCCCGCCUGUGGUAUGAUAUGCUAGGUGUUCCUGAAGAUGGCAGUGGGUUUGAUUAUGGCUUCAAAAUGAGGAAGACUGAACAUGAACCUACAAUAAAAUGCAACAUAAUGAAGAAAUUAAGGAAACUUGAGGAAAACAAUAGCGCUGAUCUUCUGGCAGAUGAAAACUUCCUAAUGGUGACACAACUGCAUUGGGAAGAUGAUAUCAUCUGGGACGGGGAAGAUGUUAAACACAAAGGAACAAAACCUCAGCGUGCAAGUUUGGCAGGCUGGCUUCCUUCCAGUAUGACUAGGAAUGCCAUGGCCUACAAUGUUCAGCAAGGUUUUACAGCUACAUUGGAUGAUGAUAAACCUUGGUACUCCAUUUUCCCCAUUGAUAAUGAAGAUCUGGUAUAUGGACGUUGGGAGGACAAUAUCAUUUGGGAUGCUCAGAACAUGCCUAGAAUUUUGGAGCCUCCUGUUUUGACACUUGAUCCCAAUGAUGAGAAUUUGAUUUUGGAGAUCCCUGAUGAGAAGGAAGAAGCUACUUCCAAUUCUCCUUCAAAGGAGAGUAAGAAGGAAUCAUCUCUGAAGAAGAGUCGAAUUCUCUUAGGAAAAACAGGAGUCAUCAAGGAAGAACCACAGCAGAACAUGUCUCAGCCAGAAGUGAAAGAUCCAUGGAAUCUCUCCAAUGAUGAGUAUUACUAUCCCAAGCAACAGGGUCUCCGAGGUACUUUUGGAGGGAAUAUUAUCCAGCACUCAAUUCCAGCUGUAGAAUUACGGCAGCCCUUCUUUCCCACCCACAUGGGACCCAUCAAACUCCGGCAGUUCCAUCGCCCACCACUAAAAAAGUACUCCUUUGGGGCACUAUCUCAGCCAGGUCCACACUCAGUCCAACCUUUGCUGAAGCACAUCAAAAAGAAGGCAAAGAUGAGAGAACAAGAGAGGCAAGCCUCGGGUGGUGGAGAGAUGUUUUUUAUGCGCACACCUCAGGACCUCACAGGCAAAGAUGGAGAUCUUAUUCUUGCUGAAUACAGUGAGGAAAAUGGACCAUUAAUGAUGCAAGUUGGCAUGGCAACCAAAAUAAAAAACUACUAUAAACGGAAACCUGGAAAAGAUCCUGGAGCCCCAGAUUGCAAAUAUGGAGAAACUGUUUAUUGUCAUACAUCACCUUUCCUGGGUUCUCUUCAUCCUGGCCAGUUAUUACAG
Molecule: messenger RNA, 2344 nt
Organism: Grammomys surdaster
Lineage: Eukaryota; Metazoa; Chordata; Mammalia; Rodentia; Muridae
Product: transcription initiation factor TFIID subunit 1-like
Exons: 15
Biological process (GO): RNA polymerase II preinitiation complex assembly; transcription by RNA polymerase II
Cellular component (GO): transcription factor TFIID complex
Molecular function (GO): histone acetyltransferase activity; TBP-class protein binding; RNA polymerase II general transcription initiation factor binding
Source: RefSeq, a predicted model, not a curated record